AUGACGGAUGACGGCUGUCUGAUCGUGCUGGCCCCCGAGUUCGCCAAAGAGAUUCGGAAUAGCCCGGCCCUCAGCGUGGGUCGUUUCAUGGCGGAGCGUCUCCAUGCUCAUCUCGAUGGAUUCGAACCUUGGCGCCAGAUCUCCGCCCCGGAUCGAAUCUUCCCGGACACGAUUCGCACCAAGCUCAUGCAGCCUCUCGGAAGGCUGAUUCAGCCGGCCUCUGUGGAGAUGGCGAGCAUCUUACGGCAUGAAUGGACCGACGAGACUGAAUGGCAUCGUGUGGCUUUGAAGCCCAGCGCGCUAGCCAUCGUCGUUCGCCUACUGUCCGUCGCUUUUUGGCCCGAGCCCCUGCACCGCGAUGCCCGCUGGCUACGUAUCGUCGGGCAGUACUCGAUCGACUCGUUCGUCGCCGCCGACGCGCUGCACCGCUGGCCAAGGAUGCUCCGUCCUGUAAUAUCCUGGAUUGCGCCCAGCUGCCGCAAGAUCCGGCUUCAAUUGCGCGAGGCCCGUGCCAUCAUGGCACCCAUCUUGCGGCAGCGGGAGGCUGACGCGCUCACGUCGGACGACGACGCCCUGCGAUGGAUGGAGGAAUGCGCUCGAGGGCGUCCCUACGACCCAGUCAUGGCGCAGCUCGGCAUGGCGGCAGUAAGCCUGCAUUCUACCGCAGACAUGCUCACUCAAGUCCUUUACGACCUCUGUGGCCGCGACGAGUUGAUCGUCGCCCUGCGCGACGAGACCAGAUCAGUCGUCCAGCGAGAGGGGCUAACAGUGUCGGCUCUGAAUAAUCUUCACCUGAUGGACAGUACCCUGAAGGAAUCUCAGCGUCUGAAACCGUCUCUGGCCGCGGCGAUGCAACGCAUCUCCACCGACCCAAUCACGCUGUCCGACGGAACAAGGAUACCGCGGAAUUCGUAUACGAUCGUCUCGGCCGACCGCCGGUUGGAUGCGAAUGUCUAUCCAGACCCGGACACAUUUGAUGCCUACCGAUCAGUAAGGUUGCGCCAAACGGCAGGAAAGGAGACGUACGCGCAGGUCACCACGCCGUCGCCCGAGCACCUGGCGUGGGGAUUCGGGAAACAUGCGUGCCCCGGAAGAAACCUGGUUGUGACAGAGAUUAAGAUCGCGCUGGCCCAUAUUCUGUUGAAGUACGAUCUGCAACUGGUGGAUGGUUUGCGUCCACAGCCGCUGAAGCACGGCAUUGUGUUGAGCGCAAACUCCACUGCUGUCAUUUCGGUCCGACGACGCGAGGAUGACGUUUCUCUAUUAUCGUAA
Messenger RNA from Aspergillus melleus, 1272 nucleotides. Its product is annotated as cytochrome P450. The record is from RefSeq and is a predicted model, not a curated record. Lineage: Eukaryota; Fungi; Ascomycota; Eurotiomycetes; Eurotiales; Aspergillaceae. The transcript has 4 exons. Bases 1 to 1272 code for a protein of 423 amino acids. Gene Ontology annotation, molecular function: iron ion binding; heme binding; monooxygenase activity.